AUGAUGCCUCCGGAGCCCAAGGUGCCUGGUAUUGGGAGAGGUUUUAUGUUGCGGAUGAAUCUGGGAGAUAAGAAACUGGUAGAUAAGGAGGAGGAGGAAGAAGAUGACGAGGAGGAGGAGGAGGAGGAGGAAGAUGAUGAUAAUGAGAUGUCGGAUUCUGAGGCUAAGGAGCAGGAUGAAGAUAGGAAGUCUCGUCUCUACAGGAGGGUCUCAGGAUUCCUGGAGGACACUUACAAAAACUUCUAUCCUGGAGUUCCCACCAUUAACGUGUUGGUUACUUAUCCGAGUUCAGCAAAGUGCAUAUAUGACAGUGAGACAGAUCCCUAUAUUGUUUCAGGUCCUGCUCCAAGAACAAGGCAGCUUGAAAUUUCAGCCUCAUCUCGAAGGCGGAAGCAUCAAGCAUUUGUUCCUCCCAAGGGUGCAAAAGUCAAGCCCCAUAUGUCUAAACAGGAGCAGAGUGGUGGUGUCAGCGGGGUCAGCGGUUUCCGUGCGUCAAUGGUGGUGUUUACUGAGAACCCCAAGCAGCUGCAAGGCUUUCUCCAAACUUUCUUAGGCAACUAUGAUACCAUACUAACACCCAACGAGGUAAGUAGCUACCUCGUAUGGUCCUCCGUGAAGAGGCUAAACAGGGGGAACUUAUUGGUGCAUUGGAACUCUUUGUCAGCACGCUCUCAGGACGUGAAGAUGUGGUAG
Molecule: messenger RNA, 693 nt
Organism: Oldenlandia corymbosa var. corymbosa
Lineage: Eukaryota; Viridiplantae; Streptophyta; Magnoliopsida; Gentianales; Rubiaceae
Source: the annotation of a GenBank genome assembly